Molecule: messenger RNA, 723 nt
Organism: Fusarium redolens
Lineage: Eukaryota; Fungi; Ascomycota; Sordariomycetes; Hypocreales; Nectriaceae
Exons: 2
Coding region: 1-723 (240 amino acids)
Source: RefSeq, a predicted model, not a curated record
AUGUUGCUGUGGGUGCCGCCGCCGCUGCCCAGCGUUCUGAGUCUUGGCAGAACGGGGAGAAGCACGGGAGAACCGGCCAAUACUGGCUGUAUCACUCGCAUAUUGUUUGUAGUUUCCAGUAAUCUACUCCACCUCACCUCUGCAUCAUCUGCUACAACGAAGAACGAGGUCUCCUCGAAGGUACCAGGAUCAAACCCAGCGAUAUCACAAGUUACCAUCCCUGAUAUCCUCUUAGCCCUAUACCUACUUACCCAUCUACUUACCGCUUCAGGUCAGUCGCAUCUGUUUCCGUCCGCUAUGAUCGAACUGUUGUUGGAGUCGCCUUUGCCUUGUUUCCUCGCUUCAAGCACAGCGUACGCGCUCAUCACGUCCCAUCAGUUACAGUGCCAAUUAGUACCUAUCUUCGUCGCCUCGUGGACCUUUGCAUUAUUCGCGCAUCUCGUGGUCUGGCAGAGCUGGAUCUUCCCACGCUACGUGUCAGAGCUUCGCCAUAUUCCUACGGUCCCUGGAUUCCCUCUCUGGGGCCAGUUUUUCGACAUCAUCACACAGGAAUGCGGGGCUCCACAACAACUCUGGCAUCAUCGGUAUGGCCCUGUCGUUCGUUAUUUCUUCCCCUUUGGGUCGGAGAGGCUGUCGAUUGCUGAAAGGGGCGCGUGGCGUUCGACUGCCCUAAAACUUACGUCGGAAACUGCGCUAAACCAUCACAAGCGCACUCUUGGAUAA